Molecule: messenger RNA, 4844 nt
Organism: Leucoraja erinaceus (little skate)
Lineage: Eukaryota; Metazoa; Chordata; Chondrichthyes; Rajiformes; Rajidae
Gene: plekha5
Product: pleckstrin homology domain containing, family A member 5
Exons: 30
Cellular component (GO): cytosol
Molecular function (GO): protein binding; phosphatidylinositol-5-phosphate binding; phosphatidylinositol-4-phosphate binding
Source: RefSeq, a predicted model, not a curated record
GUCGGGAGCGCGCAGGGACCUCCCCCUCCCCCCCCCCCGCCGGCUCCAGACAUGGCGGACGUCAAGUCCGAGUGGCUCCGGCUGCCCGGCUCCUGGGCGCACGGUGUUACCCUGGACGGACGCGUCUUCUUCAUCGAUGAGGAAGCAGAGCGGACAACAUGGCUACACCCAGCCACGGGAGAGGCCGUCAUCAGCGGGCACCGCAAGACGCCUGAUCUCCCCACCGGCUGGGAAGAAGGAUAUACCUUCGAAGGGGCGAGAUAUUACAUUAAUCACAAUGAGUGGAAGGUAACGUGCAAACAUCCGGUGACAGGACAUACAUCGCAAGAAAACUGUAUAUUUGUCAUGAACGACGAUUUCAGGACUGCUGUUACGAUGGCAUCACAAGAAAAGAAAGAUCGACCAGUGAGCAUGGUCAGUGAAAUUUCUAACUACACCUUGGCAUCUGAAAUGGCACUGCUCCCGAAUAGUCCUGUUUGCCGAUCUUCAAGAUCUUCGAAGAAAAUUCACAACUUUGGGAAAAGGUCGAAUUCUAUUAAGAGAAAUACAAAUGCUCCAGUCAUAAAGCGUGGCUGGCUUUACAAGCAGGACAGCACUGGUAUGAAGCUUUGGAAGAAACGUUGGUUUGUACUUGCCGAUCUCUGCCUGUUUUAUUAUAGAGAUGAAAAGGAAGAAGGCAUUCUAGGAAGCAUUCUUCUCCCUAGUUUUAAGAUCGCCCCAGUUAUGCCAGAAGAUCAUAUAAAUAGAAAAUAUGCAUUUAAGGCUGCUCAUCCAAAUAUGCGGACCUAUUAUUUCUACACGGAAACGGCCAAGGAGAUGGAAUCCUGGAUGAAGGCCAUGACUGAAGCUGCGCUUGUCCAGACUGAACCAGUGAAGAGGACAGAAAAAGUUGCAAUCGAAAUUGUACCACGACAGGAGACUAACCAUGUCGCAAACCACAAAAUAUUAGUGAAGCCUGAACUUCAGAACAACCAGCAAAAUGUAGACCCUCCCUUGGGACUCAAAUCAAUAGACAAUACAAACUUCACGUGCACGGACAAAUAUGGUUUUGAGACAGAAGGACAUGACCAGCACAAGCCCUUGACCAAGAUCAAUAGCAUCAAAUUGCAUCCUGCAAAAUCAGAAACCGAAACGGUUGUAUCAAAUACCAUCACUGUUCAAUCUCAGCAGUAUAAACCUUUGCAAGUUAAUAGUUCCAAUGAGCAGAGUCCGAUUGGGCUCAUCUGUGACCCUGAACAAAAUGUGACCAGUGGAAGAGAGAGACUGGUUAGCCAAAAUGACACUGGAAGGGGAAUCCAAAGGACUAAUUCAAUGCUGCAGUUGGAACAGUGGGUGAGAACGCAGAAAGGCAGGGACCAAGAAGAAGAAGUCAGAAGCAUCACCUGUUAUCAAACCCUUCCAAGAAACUUGCCAAGUUAUCGGUCUCAGCCUAUGCCAUGCUAUAGAACACUUCCCCGCCAUAGCACCACCAGAACUGACAGCGUCUGCACGGUGAUGCCUUCCGCGUACAACAGAGUAAUCCGACCGCCGUCGUCGCAAGAGAAACGGAAGUCGAUGCGGGAUGAUACCAUGUGGCAACUCUACGAGUGGCAACAGCGCCAGGUUUAUCAUAAGCACGGAACAUUAAGCAGGCAUAGUACUCCUCUCAACGUGGUGAAUCUAGUUGAACAAUCACGCUCCAUUCCUCCAUCGCCUUCUCACGGUUCACUGGCUCCCUAUCAAGUAUACUCGCCCCUGAGAUCCUACAACAUGGAUUCCAGAUUGGAACUAUCGCCACCUAUUUUAAGAGGGGACAUGACAAUUGAUUCCAUUAAGUCUCGGCGUCACAGGACACCUGUUAACAGGAUUGUAUGUCCACCUGAAAGAAUGUCAAUGCCGGCGGGUUUACCUGUACAGACCUUCACACCGGAAAACCUGCAGGGAAAAAAACGGUGAGUUCCAGAGGAGCUGACGUUACUGCUAAUCAAACUGCGGAGGCAGCAAGCGGAACUCACCAGCAUCCGGGAGCACACAGCAUCACAGCUCAUGCAACUGAACCUCAGUGAUGCAAACCCCAAGAAUGAUAUCCUCAUUCAUCACCUUCAGAGAAAUCUCGUGUAUUUGGACUAUCAGAUGAAAGAAAAUGAGCCCUUAAUCGCUACGAUUCACACUAUGAUUGAGAACUCAGCACCAAGGCCACAAGUAUACAAGCAACUGGCUCAGCACGAUGAAUACAGAGAAACUGUCUACAGCCACAGAAGCGAAGAUCCAGACAUAGAUGCACAACUGAGCCAGCUGUGUGAGCAGGACAAGGUUGUUCAUGAUCAGGAGGAGAAAUUGCGACAGCUGCAUAAGGAAAAGCAUACACUGGAACAAGCAUUGCUAGCAGCAAGUCAAGAGAUCGAAAUGAACGCAGAUAAUCCUAAUGUGGUGCAAAGUGUGGCCUUACAGAGGGAAGUCUUACAAAAUGGAUUGCUUAGCACUUGUCGGGAGGUAUCGAGAGCCACUACAGAAAUCGAAAAAAUGUGGAGAGAAUAUGACAAGUUAGAAUAUGAUGUAACUCUUGCAAGAGAUCACCUACAUGAACAACUGGACAGAUGUGAAGGAGUUCAGUUCGACAUCACUAGCUACCAGCGUUCUCAGAUCCAGAAGGAGCUCUGGAGAAUCGAGGAUGUCAUGGAGGGACUCAACAAGAACAAACUGCAAAGAAGUACCGCUGGAAACAUUUCUGUGUCACAAUCUGGAACUGCUUCCACUUUAAGGUACAAACAGGAGGAAGACGAAACGGCCCCUUCUCGUCCUCCUCUCCCCCAGUUAUAUGACUUGACAGAGAAGGGUCCCUCAAUUCCUCCUCUUCCCAGUGAGAGAACUAUUUACCCUUGUUCUACCAGAAACCUGGUGCAUCAACUAGACAAAACGAAGAUCCACCCUGAACUGGAAGAUUCACGGAAAGGAGCAGAUUCAGGUCCUGAUUAUCGACAAUACAAGAGUGAGCCAGAGCUGACAACUGUCACCGAAGUUGAUGAGUCAAAUGUGGAUGAGAAGUCGGAGGUGACGACUGACAAAGAAAGUAUCAUGUUGAAAGCCUUGGCUUUUCCAGUUGGAAUAGUUCCACCCAGAAGCAAGUCUCCGAUGCCUGAAUCUUCCACAAUUGCAUCGUAUGUCACAUUGAGAAAACAUAAAAGGGUGGAUGGAGCUGUACCUUCUGUGGAAAGGCCCAGGAGUGCGGUCGAGCAGCUGUUCCUGGCGGAGGGUCCACGGCCCAGGAUGAGUGUGGAAGAGCAGCUGGAGAGGAUAAAGCGCCAUCAACAGGCUUCCCUGAAAGAUAAAAGGAAAGGACUGAAUUUGAUAACUCAGCAAGAUCAAUCACCAGCAAAGAAUCUGUCGAGAGAAAACAGCCUGGCAAAGCCUGUUCAACCUGUGGACAAGUAUACACUUUCCAGAAGCAGAACAGCUGAAAGUAAUAUCAAGGAGCUGGAAGCUGCUGUUCGACAUGAUAAUUGUGAUCAACAUCGGGAAACUGCAGCAGAAGAAAUAGCUCGUUUAAAGGAAGGAAACAUUGAGUCAAAUCGGCAGCCGUCAGAAAGCAGGAAAGAUUUUCCAAGCCAAGUGCUCAAGACUGAAUCUGAAAUGCUGAGUCCCGACAAAAUCAUGAAUAAAUCAAAGAACAUUGAUGAAAUAGAAAUCAGAAGCAGUGUGCAAACUGUGGCCCCAGUUGUUAACUGCAAAACCAGUACUGAUGAGGAGAAUGCAGAGGAAGGAGUCAGGUUGAUUACUAUCCCUGAUGAAGUCACUGCAGAAGCGCCAAGAAGCAGCAGGCUUGUAAGAGAAAAUAAUCUGUCUUCUCCGCCCCAGUCCCCAAAGUCUCCAUCUCCAUCACACCCACAGCUCACUGAAGGAUCUCAUUUCAUGUGUGUAUGAGGUUUAGAAAAAACUCUGGCCAUCGACACAGGAAAAUUAUAACCUAAACAACGUUGAAUGGAAGAGCUUUGACUGCAUUGAGAAGUGCAAUGGGACUGUGGUCGAAGGUCAGCAGUUGGAUGUGGAUAUCAAGUGCACCAGAGCACAAGAAUGCAUCAAGUGCAGGCAGCGACACUUGACUCUCUAUUAAACACUCCUUAUAGGAAAUACCAUUUUGGAUAUAAUGCCGAUAUUUUGCUUACUUCAGGAGCAUGUAUUGGUUCACAACAGUUUUGUAUUUUACUCUUUUUAAAUUGUCCAUAUAUAGAAAUUACGGUACGUUAGCAGAAAUGGUGAUUAGGAUCUUAAUUUGGGUCAUAUGUUAGAAUUUUGUUUGCGUUUUAGAUAGUACAGUAUGUUUAAUUUAAUGCCUGACCUUGAGUUUACUUGUAACUGUUGCCAUAUCUUUUAUAACAUGACUAAGGUUUAAGGUAUACAAUAGGAAGCAGAUUCAUAUUUGUUUUGUUACAACUUCAAUGAUUUCAGUGCCACUGUACUGGUGCCGAUAAAUGCGGUUAUUUGAUAAUGCCAUCUGCUGUAACUAUUUAUACUUAAUGUUGUAAUGAAUGCAGUUACUGCCAAACUGUUUUUGGCAAAAAGGAAAACUGUUUCACUUUUAUUUUCCAGUUACCCUAUGUUCUCUCUUUAGUGAACCUUUCAUACAAGCUUUAUGGACGAUUUGCUCCAUCUCCAAUGCGCCGAUGUAGCUCAAAUGCAAAGCAAUAUGUAGAGGGCUUACCAUUCAGUACCCCAUUGUAUGUAAAAAUUGUAAUUAUGUUCAUUGUGUACAUAGCGUACAAUGAGCAGAGUCUAUAAUUAUAAAAUGCUAAUUACAAGUGUUAAUAUGCCUUGUCCAUAUCACAUCCUGUUUUAUAUCAUGUUAUAAUAAAUGGUAAUGCUAUUUU